AUGAGUGCAAUAAAAUUAUCAUUGGAUACGUUCUCAUUAGACAGGAAAACUGAUGUUGAGCCAUUAGAUCCUGUGAUGGAAAUAAAUGAAAGCAUAGUUACACAAAUUUUUGAUAAACCUCGUGAAGAAGGCGAAUUUCAAGAAUUUUCUCCUCGAAUAUUUGGUUUAAAAGAUAUAAAAGAACCACUUACUAAGGAAUCGUUGAAUAAUGCAAUUUAUGAACUUGGUAUCGUAAAUUUGUGUUGGCCUGAAAUAGAAGAACCAGUUUUUGAAACCAGGACAUGUUUUCCUAAAAGUUAUUACACAAAUACCGAUAAAGAACGGCUUUUACUAGCUUACGCUGAAAAUUUUAGACGGCAGUUUCAAUUCCAUUACAAAUUUCGGAGACCCUUGUUACUGCAAGCUCCAAACGAAUGCGGCAUGCAGGUGACAAUAAUAGAUUCAUAUUAUAUUAUAAAUUCAUAUAUGCCCAUUUAG
Parnassius mnemosyne (clouded apollo) is the source of this 477-nucleotide messenger RNA. The record is from the annotation of a GenBank genome assembly. NCBI's taxonomy places the organism in Eukaryota, Metazoa, Arthropoda, Insecta, Lepidoptera, Papilionidae.